Staurois parvus is the source of this 312-nucleotide messenger RNA. The record is from the annotation of a GenBank genome assembly. NCBI's taxonomy places the organism in Eukaryota, Metazoa, Chordata, Amphibia, Anura, Ranidae.
UCAGAGUACCCCUUUACAUCAGGGGUCCCCAUCAGAGUGCCCCUUUACAUCAGUUGUCCCCAUCAGAGUGCCCUUUUACAUCAGGGUCCCCAUCAGAGUGCCCCUUUACAUCAGAGUACCGCUUUACAUCAGGGUCCCCAUCAGAGUGCCCCUUUACAUCAGGGUCCCCAUCAGAGUGCCCCUUUACAUCAGGGGUCCCCAUCAGAGUGCCCCUUUACAUCAGGGUCUACAUCAGAGUGCCCCUUUACAUCAGGGGUCCCCAUCAGAGUCCCCCCUUACAUCAGGGUCCCUAUCAGAGUCCCCCCUUACAUC